AUGACUCUAUAAGUGCUAAAGAGAAAUAUUAGAACAAUGAGAUAUAAGUAAUAACUCAGAGUGGUCUAAGUAUAUAGAAAAUAUUAGGGGAAAAAGGAAAAGCAUAGCAGUAAGAGAGAAGUCUUAAUCAAUAACAAAACACAAAAAAAGUCCUCAUGA
Messenger RNA from Paramecium octaurelia, 159 nucleotides. Lineage: Eukaryota; Ciliophora; Oligohymenophorea; Peniculida; Parameciidae. The record is from the annotation of a GenBank genome assembly.